Molecule: messenger RNA, 3162 nt
Organism: Bipolaris sorokiniana ND90Pr
Lineage: Eukaryota; Fungi; Ascomycota; Dothideomycetes; Pleosporales; Pleosporaceae
Exons: 4
Coding region: 1-3162 (1053 amino acids)
Biological process (GO): negative regulation of TOR signaling; regulation of cell cycle
Cellular component (GO): TSC1-TSC2 complex
Source: RefSeq, a predicted model, not a curated record
AUGUCCGGAUCCAUGCGCGAGGCCCUCAAGGCUCUCAAUGCUACUUUUUCAGCCCAUGUCGUCCCCUACCCGCUGCCCGACGAGCUUUGCGCAACCAUUGACGCCUUCCUCGAACGCUACCAUGACAUCGAUGACCAUGACUCGCACCGCUUCCACGAAGACCUCCAUGCCCUCUACACCCGCCAUGUCGCAAACAAUCCUGACAAGCGCAGCGCCUUCCUCUCCGCUUUGCGAAUCCUGCGACCUGCCAUCACCGGAGAGGCGCGCUUGACGGCCUGGUGGAAUUCGGUUUUCAAGCCCAUCAUCGACGGUGUGGGCUACAAGAAGACUGAGAUGGAAGAUGCAAAAGCCUUUGUUCAGAGCAUAUUAGUGUACGAUUCUGAAGCAGACAAGGACGGAGAGCAGGCGCGCUUGUCACAUCUCUUUACCACGAGAAUACUCGACAUCUACCUGGCGAGGUCCGCUGUUCCCUCUUCGCCUGACGAGCCCGUCUCCCCGGAAAACGGCUUCGUCGCGCAUGAGUUGGAAACUAUACUAGUGGCUUAUGGGCGGAAGAUGCCAAAGACCUUUCUCCUCAGGCUUGACGAACUCUUUGUGCACAAGCAACACCGCAUCCAGGCUCUCAAUCUACUCAGCGCCUUCGUCCGCCUCCAACCACCCCACCUGCACCUGGUUCUCGAAACUCCGCUCAUCCAGCACCUGGAAAAAUGCCUGCUUGCCGACAACUCAUCCACUGUCGUAGAGCUUGCCCUUGUCGUUCUCAUCAUGUUCUUGCCCCACAUAUGCGGAGCCUUGACUUCGGAUCACCACCUAGUGAAGCUGUUCCUUGUUUACUGUAGGAUAUUGUGUUGGGACAAGCUAGGGAGUGGCGAAAAUGACAAGGCAGCCGACUUGGAUGCCUAUUAUGACGACAGCGAAGACGAUGAGGAAGAGCAAGACGACUCGGAGCAAGUUUGGGAGCAGCUGCAGCCAUCAGUCGAUUAUCCGGAAUCGUCGCCGCCCACGCUGAUGCACUACUUCACAUUCCUCUAUGGCCUAUUCCCACUCAACUUCAUGAGCUUUGUGCGAAAACCCAGGAAGUACCUCAAGUCUCUCAACUUCCCUGGCGCGCACGACUUCGAUUUGGACCAAGAUCUCAUUCACACCCGCACCGAACCUUAUCGCCAAGUCCAUUUGCUGCAUCCGAACAUGUUCACCACGACGGCCGAAGAUGAGCUUAGCGAAAACAAAUGGCUGAAGAGCGAUCCUGCAGAUGUUGUUAUCGAGUGCAUGGGUUUGUGUGUGGCCGUUUCGUCAACGUUGAAAGAUCCUGGUCCACCACCCAGCGCAGCAUUACCACCCGUGCCAGACAUUCCCUCACACUUCACUCUAGAUGAUCAAGACGGAGCAACAGUUCACGGCUCAGACGAGAGCAGACGCAACACACAGUCGACAAUGAACAUCCCUCUGGGCGACAUUCCAGACAUCCCUGAUACCUUUGAAAUUCCUCCACGGUGCAAGUCAGUCAAGUCAGCAGUAUCUAUCAAAUCCAUGGCAUCUCCCCUGCUAAAAGGUCGCGACAUGACGGAUUCCCCCACGCUGCCACCUGCGAGAGAAGCCCCGAAAACUGACUUGCACAGCCUGUCUACAGCUGCCGCUCAUCGCUUUGUAGCUGAACAGUCCAACCUGGAUAGCUUUAUACAGUCAGUAUCCGGUCAAAACAACCUCAGUCAAAACGAGUUCCAGAAUCAUACCAUGGCGUCUCUACAAAGAGAAAUCAUGCUGCUUCGCAAUGACCUCAACUUUGAGCGCUAUCUCAAGUUGCAACAUCUUGUGCAUAUUGGUCAGCUCCAACGCAAGCACAUCAAAGAGGCCACUGCAGAGGCUGAGACCCAAAAUCUGAUAAACACUAACAAGACUUUGAAGGCCCGGCUUGCCAAGGCAAACGAGCUGUAUGCUCAGCUGAAGAAAGAGACGCUUACGAGCAGAAGUCAGUCAAAAAAAUGGGAAGGCGAGCUUAAUGCAAAGGUGCGAUCAUACAAGGAAAGUGAGAAGACCUGGCACAACGAUGAGGGUGGUCUGCGACACGAGCUACAAAAGAUGCAAUCAGAUUGUGAGCAACUGAAGAAGAUCGUGGAAAGAGCUGAGGCAGAGCAGCUCAAAGCCCAGCAACGAACAAAAGCGCUGGAGUAUGAGCUUGAAGACUACAGCGAUAUUCGACGUGAAUUGGAAAUGGCAGAAGAGAAAAUUGCUGCCUUUGAAGACCAGAGGAAAGAGCUGCAUAUCUUCAUGCAAGAGCGGAACGAUUUGCGAAAUGACCUAGAAAUCACAAACAUGCGGUUGAAUAGCCGCGAGCAAGAGCACGAACGCUCCAUAAAGGCCUACGAACGCCGCAUUAUGGAUUUGGAGGCACGGCUGCAGACGACUGACAAGAGCGCUGGUAAGCCAGGACAGCUUCCCCCGUCUGUCCAACAAAUGCUCGACUCAGCGCUGGCGGCGAGCGAUGCCAAGCUUCGCCAACUGAAAAAGACCCACUACCGCCUCCUGGAGCAAUACACAGAGUUGCAGAUGAAAUACCACGAACUCGAGGGCGAGCAGCAAGCUGCAAUGGGGCAGCUGUACCCUCGAGACAAAUCUGGUCAAAUUGACUUUGGCGUAUCACAAAUCAGUCGAAAUUCAAGUGUACGACACGCAAACAGCUACAACUCAAAGUACUUGCCUCCUCUUUCGACAGACCGAGCGCCCAGCGAAGAACAGGAACACUAUCAAUAUCUCUCUCCAGAGUCGGCACAAAGUCCCGUGUCAGGCACCAUACCUGAUUAUUCUGCUAGGUUUGGAUCUACGAAUUUUGGGACAACGCAGAGCUCCCAAACAGCCCCAUCGCCUUAUCCCGGCUUCGGCGGUGGCUAUGGGCCAGACUAUGCUGGCAAUCACGAUGCUUCUCCCGGCAGUCAGCCACAACCUCAGCAGCCUCAUUCGAGCGGGAAGAGUAGCUUCUCUGUUGACACAGACGGUAGCUCAGGCAGAGAUAAGAAAGACAAGGUCGAAGCCAAGUCGGAGGCUCGAGUAUAUGGUCGAGGAGGCGCCCAGAACAUUGGAAAGAAGGUCAAAGAAAAGGAUCAGAGGAAGCCUUCUUCUUCUGCCAAAACUGGAGGCUUUCGCGGAUUGAGGGGUAUCAUGUGA